Phlebotomus papatasi is the source of this 1091-nucleotide messenger RNA. RefSeq lists its product as uncharacterized. The coding region runs from base 57 to 977 and encodes 306 amino acids. The transcript has 2 exons. The record is from RefSeq and is a predicted model, not a curated record. NCBI's taxonomy places the organism in Eukaryota, Metazoa, Arthropoda, Insecta, Diptera, Psychodidae.
ACAUUGGGUAAAAUCUUGGUAAUAUUUAGUGAAAAAUUUUAGUACAGGAAUAAAAGAUGAAGUUCCUGGUCUUGAUAUUAAUUGUGUCCAGUAGUGUCAGAGGAUUUGAUGAAGCAAUAUACGACGUAUGGGAUCCUUUUGCAAUUGAAUUUGAACCCAAUUUUUUCGAUGAUGCUAUCCGGUUAAAAAGAGAUCCUUACAAAGUCUAUAUUACUAUUGAGAACGAAAAGAAAAAUGUAAACUCACCGAGUAUUGAAGAAGGAAUGAAAAUGGAAGGAAAUAUUAAUCCACCGUCCCAAAUUACAAUCGUUAAAUCAUGCAGAUGUAAAACAAGAAAACCUACCACAAAUCCUGAAACUCCUAAAGAGGCAGUUCCUAAGCUUCCUCAAGAGAAGGUUCCCGAAACUCCUAAAAUGGAGGUUCCUAAAUAUCCAUCGCCUGAACAAGAAAUCUGGAAACCAAUGGGGGAUCUUCAUGAAGAUGCUGGUUAUCAAACCAAACAUCCUGAAAUUUAUCAACCUAUUCAUGGGCGAAUAAAUACUGAUAAGCAUCUGGAAUUUUCUCAGCCUGAAAAAGAUAUUUGGGCCCUGAACUCUGAAGAACUGGAAAGCGGUGCCUAUGCCAAGCCAUCUGCAAUUCCAGAUUAUCAUACAUCAGUAGGAAUGUUGGAUCCAAGUCAAUUUAUUGAGCCAAGCUAUCAGAGAAAGACUGCAGGACACGAUUAUUAUCAACAUUAUCAAGCACCACAACAUGAAGGACUUCCCACAAAUCCCUUCUCUUUCAUCACAGGUGAUCUUACACAGCAAGAUUUAAGAGAGAUGGAAAUAAUUGAUAGAAUUAAAGAAAAUCAUGAUCUUAAUCACAGCGGAUCGGAUUAUGAUCACAAGAGACGGAUAAAAGAAGCAGUUUUAGAUUACAUUAAAUCAAAGUAUUAUACAUUAGGUAAUAAAAAACAUGUAAUUGCUCAUUCACCGUAAAUACAAUUGAAUUGACUAUAUUGAUUAAAAAAUAUUCUGACUGUCAGAGAUAUAGAAAUAAAAUGUUGUUUAAUGUAGAAAAAUAUAAAUAUUUCAUUGAAAAGAACAAAGUCA